Messenger RNA from Paramuricea clavata, 301 nucleotides. NCBI's taxonomy places the organism in Eukaryota, Metazoa, Cnidaria, Anthozoa, Malacalcyonacea, Plexauridae. The record is from the annotation of a GenBank genome assembly.
UCAAACAAUUGUUAGAGAAGUUGAAAGAGUGUGUUUUCGAAAUGCUGGGUGAUUUCACGCAAACUAAUAUCUCGAUAAACGAUACGAACAGCUCUAUUGGUGGAAAUGACACUGAUAAUGCUAUCUACAACAAGAUAUCGGCUGCCCCACUUUUCCUAUCGAUCUACGCUAUCAUAUUUAUAUUUGCGGUUGGUGGGAAUUGUCUGGUGAUCUGGAUUGUCGCGACCAAUCGUAAAAUGCACGAAGUCACCAUCAACUACCUGCUGGUCAAUCUGGCUCUUGCUGACCUCAUUCAAACAUU